CCGGCCGCUUUGACAGGACAUUCUCGCAGACAACAUCAACUUUUGUCGGAAGAAUUCAAGUCCCGAAUCAAAGUUUUGGAUCGGCACAUAUCCACGGCGGGAAGUGAAGUAAACCCACUAAACAACAACAACAACAAUAAAAGCAAGACCACCAACAUGGGAGAGGAACAGUGCUACUACAAUGAAACCAUCGCUUUCUUCUACAACCGCAGUGGCAAAUACUUGGCUACGGACUGGAACACCGUGAGCCGCCUGGUGAUGGGUCUUGGCAUCACGGUCUGCAUCUUCAUCAUGCUCGCCAACCUCCUGGUGAUGAUUGCCAUCUACGUCAACCGGAGAUUUCACUUCCCCAUCUACUACCUGAUGGCUAACCUGGCAGCUGCUGACUUCUUUGCUGGACUGGCCUACUUCUACCUGAUGUUCAACACGGGACCAAACACUCGACGUCUGACCGUUUCCACGUGGCUGCUGCGCCAAGGCUUGAUCGACACCAGCCUGACGGCGUCAGUGGCCAACCUCCUCGCCAUCGCCAUCGAACGCCACAUCACGGUGUUCCGCAUGCAGCUCCACACGCGCAUGAGCAACCGCCGCGUGGUGGUGGUGAUCGUCAUCAUCUGGACCAUGUCUAUUGUCAUGGGGGCCAUCCCGAGCGUGGGCUGGAACUGUAUCUGCAGUCUUAGAUCAUGCUCCAACAUGGCCCCACUUUAUAGCAACUCCUACCUAGUCUUCUGGGCGGUCUUUAACCUGGUGACGUUUGUUGUCAUGGUGACGCUCUACGCCCACAUCUUUGUCUAUGUGCGCCAAAGGACCAUGCGGAUGUCACGUCACAGCUCCGGACCGCGGCGGAACCGGGACACGAUGAUGUCGCUGCUGAAAACCGUGGCGAUUGUGUUGGGUGCUUUCAUCAUCUGCUGGACCCCCGGCCUGGUCAUCCUCCUCCUGGACGUCUUCUGCGCCAGCUGCAACGUGCUCACCUACGAAAAGUUCUUCCUGCUCCUGGCCGAGUUCAACUCCGCCAUGAACCCCAUCAUCUACUCCUACCGCGACAAGGAGAUGAGCGCCACCUUCCGGCAGAUCCUGUGCUGCCAGCGGCAGGAGAACGUCAACGGGACGGCGGCGGAGGGCUCCGACCGCUCCGCCUCGUCCGUCAACCACACGGUGCUGAGCGGCGGCCUGCACCACCAUCACCACAACGAACACUCGGUGGUGUAAAGAAGGUGAGCGUGGAUGUUUUGGAAGGGACGGUGAGGAGACGGGGGAAACCGCGAGAUGGAUUGUAGAUUGGCGAUGGACGUUGUAGCGGUGGACUCCGCGAAGGAUGAGGAGGCAUUAUCACAAAGACUUUGAAAGGAUGUUAGUAUUUUUGAGUUCAAUGUGAAAUGACAGUACAAUAAUCUCCUGUUUACGUCCCAUUGUUACUUCUGUCAGGUUCAAACAUUUGAUGAAAUCUAUUAAACAAGACAAGAGGCAAAGAAUUAAACAGAGACAGAAUUCAAUUUGGACUCAAUUGAGGAGAGAUGCCGGGACAUUGUACUCUUGUACAAUCCCCAGCACACUCUGGCGAAAGAUUGUACUCCUCCUCCUUUAUUUUACUUUCACAUGACCACAGCUGAUUCCAGAGGGAAGUGGGUCGUAAACAGCGUUGCCUUUGGUUACAGAACAGUUCAAAAGAAAAGGUCGUAAAACGAGUUAAAAAACAGGUUCGUAAAACAGUUGAAUAAGGAGGUUCAAAAAGAGGUCGUCUGGAAAUUGGGCAGAUCCUGCCUUCUCUCUGCUUUGAAGUCCUUGGGUUAGGACAAUAUAUUUCUGUUGAUUACCAUACAUGAAAGAAAACCGAAAACCCUUCAUGUUGCUUUCCCGCGUACACAGUGGAGUUUUACGAGCCUUCUUCUUGGUAGGUUUCAAAGACAGCUUUUGUCUUCUUUGCCGGGCACUCAAUGUAACACAAAGUUUUUGUGAUAACUUAGAAACAAUUAUUCCAACAACUUCCAUCAAGGUUUUGUUUUGAUUAGUCCAGCUACUGAAAUGAAAAUUAAUGUGAGUCUGGUGAAUUUGGUUUUCUCACACAACUUCUAUGAGAUCUCCGGUUUUAAAACGUCUUUUUAUUCCGUCUCGUGUCUCCAAAAGGUGAUUUCAUCAUCUGCUGGACUCCGCGAAGGAUGAGGAGGCAUUAUCACAAAGACUUUGAAAGGAUGUUAGUAUUUUUUUCUUCUGUUUUGAGUUCAAUGUGAAAUGACAGUACAAUAAUCUCCUGUUUACGUCCCAUUGUUAUUUCUGUCAGGUUCAAACAUUUGAUGAAAUCUAUUAAACAAGACAAGAGGCAAAGAAUUAAACAGAGACAGAAUUCAAUUUGGACUCAAUUGAGGAGAGAUGCCGGGACAUUGUACUCUUGUACAAUUCCCAGCACGCUCUGGCGAAAGAUUGUACUCCUCCUCCUUUAUUUGACCACAUGACCACAGCUGCUUCCAAAGGGAAGUGGGUCGUAAAAAGCGUUGCCUUUGGUUACAGAACAGUUCAAAAGAAAAGUUCGUAAAACGAGUUAAAAAACAGGUUCGUGAAGCAGUUCAAAAAGUUGAAAAAGGAGGUUCAAAAAGAGGUCGUCUGGAAAUUGGGCAGAUCCUGCCUUCUCUCUGCUUUGGGUUAGAACAAUAAUUUCUGUUGAUUACCAUACAUGAAAGAAAACAGAAAACCCUUCAUGUUGCUUUCCCGCUUACACAGUGGAGUUUUACGAGCCUUCUUCUUGGUAGGUUUCAAAGACAGCUUUUGUCUUCUUUGCCGGGCACUCAAUGUAACACAAAGUUUUUGUGAUAACUUAGAAACAAUUAUUCCAACAACUUCCAUCAAGGUUUUGUUUUGAUUAGUCCAGCUACUGAAAUGAAAAUUAAUGUGAGUCUGGUGAAUUUGGUUUUCUCACACAACUUCUAUGAGAUCUCCGGUUUUAAAACGUCUUUUUAUUCCGUCUCGUGUCUCCAAAAGGUGCUUUCAUCACCUGCUGGACUCCGCGAAGGAUGAGGAGGCAUUAUCACAAAGACUUUGAAAGGAUGUUAGUAUUUUUUUCUUCCGUUUUGAGUUCAAUGUGAAAUGACAGUACAAUAAUCUCCUGUUUACGUCCCAUUGUUACUUCUGUCAGGUUGAAACAUUUGAUGACAGUUAUUAAACAAGACAAGAGGCAAAGAAUUAAACAGAGACAGAAUUCAAUUUGGACUCAAUUGAGGAGAGAUGCCGGGACAUUGUACUCUUGUACAAUCCCCAGCACGCUCCGGCGAAAGAUUGUACUCCUCCUCCUUUAUUUUACUUUCUCCGACCACAUGACCACAGCUGCUUCCAAAGGGAAGUGGGUCGUAAACAGCGUUGCCUUUGGUUACAGAACAGUUCAAAAGAAAAGUUCGUAAAACGAGUUAAAAAAAAAAAUUGAAAAAGGAGGUUCAAAAAGAGGUCGUCUGGAAAUUGGGCAGAUCCUGCCUUCUCUCUGCUUUGAAGUCCUUGGGUUAGGACAAUAUAUUUCUGUUGAUUACCAUACAUGAAAGAAAACCGAAAACCCUUCAUGUUGCUUUCCCGCGUACACAGUGGAGUUUUACGAGCCUUCUCCUUGGUAGGUUUCAAAGACAGCUUUUGUCUUCUUGCCGGGCACUCAAUGUAACACAAAGUUUUUGUGAUAACUUAGAAACAAUUAUUCCAACAACUUCCAUCAAGGUUUUGUUUUGAUUAGUCCAGCUAACGGGAUUACUACUACUACUAACCAACCCCCCGCAUGGUACAUUCCACUUUGCCGGUCCACUACUGACAGAGCACAGAGAGCUUGGCUGUUUAGCAUCAGCAAGCGUCUGAGUCACUGAACUGUGAGUGGAACAAUCCACGGACAAAAACAGCCAUUUGUAACUUUUCUUACAUGAAGCAGGGACAAACAAACCCCAGUAAUGGUGCUUGGCGGAAUGUGACCCACUUUCUACGGGGUAGGGCAGGGGGGGGAUCCCAUGACAUCAUUAUAACGCGUUCUGAAGCUCAAACUAAACUAAGCAUUUGAACACGUUGACUUCCAGUUGAUCCAUCCAUCCAUCCAUCUUCUUCCGCUUAUCCGAGGUCGGGUCGCGGGGGCAGCAGCUUAAGCAGGGAAGCCCAGACUUCCCUCUCCCCAGCCACUUCGUCCAGCUCCUCCCGGGGGAUCCCGAGGCGUUCCCAGGCCAGCCGGGAGAGAUAGUCUUCCCAGCGUGUCCUGGGUCUUCCCCGUGGCCUCCUACCGGUCGGACGUGCCCGAAACACCUUCCUAGGGAGGCGUUCGG
Messenger RNA from Nerophis lumbriciformis (worm pipefish), 4280 nucleotides. RefSeq names its product lysophosphatidic acid receptor 1 (gene lpar1). Lineage: Eukaryota; Metazoa; Chordata; Actinopteri; Syngnathiformes; Syngnathidae. The record is from RefSeq and is a predicted model, not a curated record. Gene Ontology annotation, biological process: G protein-coupled receptor signaling pathway. Gene Ontology annotation, cellular component: membrane. Gene Ontology annotation, molecular function: lysophosphatidic acid receptor activity.